Astyanax mexicanus (Mexican tetra) is the source of this 2138-nucleotide messenger RNA. Its product is annotated as ribonuclease inhibitor-like. The transcript has 11 exons. The coding region runs from base 137 to 1687 and encodes 516 amino acids. The record is from RefSeq and is a predicted model, not a curated record. Gene Ontology annotation, molecular function: protein binding. NCBI's taxonomy places the organism in Eukaryota, Metazoa, Chordata, Actinopteri, Characiformes, Acestrorhamphidae.
UGACUGCAGUAUUACAGAGAAAGGCUGUUCUGCUCUCUUUUCAGCUCUGAAAUUAAACCCCUCUCACCUGAGAGAACUGAAUCUGACCUACAGUAAACCAGGAGAUUCAGGAGUGAAGCUGCUCUCUGAAAUACUGAUGGAUCCACUUUGUAAACUGGAGAAACUACAGCUGGAAUUCUGCAAUAUUACAGAGAAACACUGUGCUGAUCUGGUUUCAGCUCUAAAAUCAAGCCAAUCAGAGCUACGAGAGCUGAAUUUGAGCUACAACAAACCAGGAGUGAAGUUUAUCUCUGGUUUACUGGAAGAUCCAUGCUGUAAACUGGAGAAACUACAGCUGGAAUUCUGCAGUAUUACAGGAGAAGACUGUGCUGCUCUGGUUUCAGCUCUGAAAUCAAACCCCUCCCACCUGAGAGAGCUGAAUCUGAACUACAAUAAACCAGGAGAGUCAGGAGUGAAGCUGCUCUCUGAUCUACAGAAGGAUCCUCACUAUAAACUGGAGAAACUACAGAUCUGUGACUCUUCAGAAUUACAUGAACUAAAUUUAAACAACAAAAAUUUAGGAGAUUCAGGAGUGAAGCUGCUCUCUGAUCUACUGGAGGAUCCUCACUGUAACCUGGAGAAACUACAACUGAUGAACUGCAGGAUUACAGGAGAAGGCUGUGCUGCUCUGGUUUCAGCUCUGAAAUUAAACCCCUCACACCUGAGAGAGCUCAAUCUGAACCUCAAUAAUCCAGGAGAUUCAGGAGUGAAGCUGCUCUCUGACCUACAGAAGGAUCCUCACUUUAAACUGGAGAAACUACUGCUGGAGAAAUGCAGUAUUACAGGAGAAGGCUGUGCUGCUCUGGUUUUGUCUCUGAAAUCAAACCCCUCCCACCUGAGAGAGCUGAAUCUGAACCUCAAUAAUCCAGGAGAGUCAGGAGUGAAGCUGCUCUCUGAUCUACUGAUGGAUCCUCACUUUAAACUGGAGAAACUACAGCUGGAGAGCUGCAGUAUUACAGGUGAAGGCUGUGCUGCUUUAGCUUCAGCUCUGAAAUCAAACCCCUCACACCUGAGAGAGCUGAAUCUGAACUCCAAUAAUCCAGGAGAUUCAGGAGUGAAUCUGCUUUCUGAUCUACUGAAGGAUCCUCACUUUAAACUUGAGACACUAAAGCUGAUGGGUUGGAGUAUUACAGGGGAAGGCUGUGCUGCUCUGGUUUCAGCUCUGAAAUUAAACCCCUCACACCUGAGAGAACUGAAUCUGAACUACAGUAAUCCAGGAGAGUCAGGAAAGAAGCUGCUCUCUGAUCUACUGAAGGAUCCCCACUUUAAACUGGAGAAACUACAACUGAUGGGCUGCAGGAUUACAGGAGAAGACUGUGAUGCUCUGGUUUCAGCUCUGAAAUUAAACCCCUCCCACCUGAGAGAACUGCAUCUGAACCACAAUAAUCCAGGAGAUUCAGGAGUGAAGCUGCUCUCUGAUCUACUGAAGGAUCCUCAGUUUAAACUGGAGAAACUAGAGCUGAUGAACUGCAGGAUUACAGAAGAAGGCUGUGCUGCUUUAGCUUCAGCUCUGAAAUCAAACCCCUCACACCUGAGAGAGCUGAAUCUGAACCACAAUAAUCCAGGAGAUUCAGGAGUGAAGCUGCUCUCUGAUCUACUGAAGGAUCCUCAGUUUAAACUGGAGAAACUAGAAAUCUAUCCAUAUUAGACUGACCUACUCUAACUGGCCAAUAUGAGUUCUGCUUCUGAGCAGUUCUGCUUCUGACAUCACUUCCUGUUUACCAGUGACAUUAUUCAGGACUUUUGUAGCGUCUAGAAGCAUCCAAUCACCUGCUAAAAAUUUACAGGACUCCUACAUAGUGUUUUUAUAUUUAUGAAGAUCUGCUUUGUUAAUUCUGUUUAUGUUCAAGAAGGGAUUAGUAUUGCAUAUGGUGAUUAAACAGAUAUUUUAUACAAUUAUCACAGUUAUCUCUCUUAUCACAAACUAUCCACCAACGUUAGUUUUUUAUCGUCUGCAUAUUCAGAGUCUAUUUGGGCAAAUCUGUCUCUUACAUGUAAGAUAAAAGUGAGAUGAUAAUGUAUUAGAGGAAAUGCAAACAUGUAUGUUCAUCUAUUUAAACUAUACUUUUCAUGUAUUGUUAAUAAAAUGGUUGUUCUUA